UGUUACGUUUUUCUUGCAUCAUUGUUUUAGUCAGCUUUUAAAGUAACUGUCCCUGUAGUUCCAAAAAGUGAAAUACUGCAGAAGAUUGCACAGCAAACAAAAUGAAAUUUAAAGACUUUUUUGAUAGCGUUUUCAACUCGAGAUUUAACGACGAAAGCACAGAUCGAAAUUACAAUAGAGAAGACCAAUGGUUUCCAACACAUAAUGACGAAAAUGAUGAUUUUAAUCAAGAAGGAUCUCAUUUCUUCUUCUCCGAUCCAUUUAACCGCGAUGGUUUUGACAACCUCUUUACCACAAUGGAAAAAAUGAUGGGAAGUUUUAAUCGGAAUAUGAACAGUUUUCCAGCACUGCCAUAUCAAGAUGAAGGAAAUUACCAGCAUGAAAAUAAUUCAACUGGAAAACCAAAGCGAUCUCUCAGAGACCAAAUAUUAAAAAAUCCCAGCCAUGAGGAUCAUACUCCAUCUCUAAGAAGAGAAAACUCUCAGAUACCAAGUCAUCCAGGAACUUCUAGAGAUUUGGAUUCUCUGUUUUCUGACUUCUUUUCUGCCCAAUCAUUUUCCCCUUUCUUUCAAAAUGGUCCACCAGCAAUACAAGAAGACACUGAUUUGGACGCAGAUGUGGGGGAAAAGGGGUUAGAAUCGAUAUUGGAUAAAGAUAAUGGGGUGGGGAGGGGAUCUACCUUUUCACCCAUGCCCCAAUUUCACGGUCGGCAAGAAACACGGUCAACAAUAAGAAGAAGUGACGGGUCCUCUGAGACAAGAAUAACAAAGAAAGAUUUUCACGGCAACGAGGAAAUAACUGUGAUUACGGAAACACCAGAUGGCAGUAGACACACAGUAACAGAACGUAAAAAUUCCGAUGGGUCAACUCAAGAAAACAGCCAAAGUUUUGGUGGACAAGAACACAGCAAUGACUUGUACAAUCCAAAACCUUUUUCGUUGUUUAACAAUCUUUUUAAAAUGUUUACUAAGUAAUUAAUAAUGCAGGGUUAUAUUGUAGUUGUAUUCUUUACAGUACUGUGUGCAAAAUGUGUCUUAUUUAUUUCUUUUGAUCUAUGUUUUUUUCCAUUGGCAAAUUGUUAAAGUUGGUGUAAAAUUUGCUUGUACAAACAGUUUAACUAUGUGGGAUGUAUUUAUUUGCUGAUUAUGGCUCUGAGCAGUAGUGCUACCAGAAAAAAAAUAAUGUGAAAAGGGUUUCAAAGUUAAUUUUUUUUUAUUUGCUUGGAUUUUUAAUUUAUUUUAAAAUGGAAAGUUUUGACCCCAGUACACCCCCUGGCUGCGCUACUGGCACCAAGGGUUGCAUAUGACUUUAAUUAUGGUUUGGAAUGUCUAGUGUACUAUGUGCAUGGUGUUAGCUUUAUUAUGUCGGGGUGAAAUUAAAUUAUUGUGACAAGUGUAUAUUACAGCUACAACAUUAAAAACACAACAAGAAAGUU
Messenger RNA from Ciona intestinalis (vase tunicate), 1435 nucleotides. NCBI's taxonomy places the organism in Eukaryota, Metazoa, Chordata, Ascidiacea, Phlebobranchia, Cionidae. The record is from RefSeq and is a predicted model, not a curated record.